Messenger RNA from Rotaria sp. Silwood2, 1398 nucleotides. The record is from the annotation of a GenBank genome assembly. NCBI's taxonomy places the organism in Eukaryota, Metazoa, Rotifera, Eurotatoria, Philodinida, Philodinidae.
AUGGGUAAAGAAAAGACACAUAUCAAUAUUGUAAUCAUUGGCCAUGUGGAUUCUGGUAAAUCAACUUCAGCUGGUCAUUUAAUUUACAAAUGUGGUGGUAUCGAAAAACGAACAAUUGAACAAUUCGAAAAAGAAGCUGCUCAGAUGGGCAAAGGUUCAUUUAAAUAUGCUUGGGUUAUGGAUAAAUUGAAAGCUUCUCGAGAACGUGGUAUCACCAUCGAUAUUUCACUUUGGAAAUUCGAAACCAACGCAUAUUAUGUUACUAUUAUUGAUGCACCUGGUCACCGAGAUUUUAUCAAGAAUAUGAUUACAGGCACAUCACAAGCUGAUUGUGCUGUUUUAGUCGUUGCUGCGGCGUCAGGUGAAUUCGAAGCUGGUAUCUCGAAAAAUGGUCAAACACGAGAACAUGCUUUACUUGCCUAUACAUUAGGUGUCAAACAAAUGAUCGUUGUUGUUAAUAAAAUGGAUGCUACCGAUCCACCAUUUUCGGAAGCACGAUUCAAUGAAAUUAAAGGCGAAGUAUCGACAUAUAUUAAGAAGAUUGGUUAUCAACCGGAAAGUGUUGCUUUUGUUCCUAUUUCGGGAUGGAAUGGUGAUAACAUGAUCGAAGCAUCAGAAAAUAUGCCUUGGUAUAAAGGAUGGUCAGUUGAACAUAAAACAGGCAAUUCUACAGGCAAAACUCUAUUGGAAGCUCUCGAUGCUAUUGUUCCUCCACAACGUCCAACCAACAAACCACUUCGUCUGCCACUUCAAGAUGUCUAUAAAAUCGGUGGUAUCGGUACGGUGCCUGUAGGUCGAGUUGAAACUGGUAUACUUAAAUCUAACAUGACGGUCAAUUUUGCUCCAUCGAAUGUAUCAGCAGAAGUUAGAUCGAUCGAAAUGCAUCAUGUUAAUCUUGCUGAAGCUGUACCUGGUGAUAAUGUUGGCUUCAAUAUUCGAGGUGUUAGUGUAAAAGAUCUUCGACGUGGAUUCGUUUGCUCGGAUUCAAAAAAUGAUCCAGCACAAGAAACUGCUAACUUCGUUGCUCAAGUUAUUGUACUUAACCAUCCCGGUCAAAUUGGUGAAGGUUAUGCACCUGUACUUGACUGUCAUACAAGUCAUAUAGCAUGCAAAUUUGCUGAAUUGAUUUCAAAAGUUGAUCGUCGAUCAGGUAAAGUAAUUGAAGAGGCUCCAAAAUUUAUCAAAUCAGGUGAAGCUGCGAUGGUUAAAAUGAUUCCAACAAAACCAAUGUGUAUUGAAAGAUUUGCUGAUUAUCCACCAUUAGGUCGCUUUGCCGUACGCGAUAUGCGACAAACUGUAGCUGUCGGUGUUGUAAAGGAGAUAGAAAAGAAGGUAGUAACAUCUGGCAAAGCUUCUAAAGUGGCUGCUUCUGCUACUACCAAGGGAAACAAGAAAUAG